CCUUGAGCAGGAGGUCCUGUGGACUGUUUAGCACCCGGCACCCGAGAGGGUAAUUACGUUCAGGUGAGCACUCUAAUUCUGUGUGGAAUUGCUUUUCCUGCCAAGAGAAGCUCCCUGUACUACUUAACAUGAUGUCUCAACUAGGCUCAUAUUCUCAAGAUGCUACAACAUUUGCUUACACAGAAGCAGAUGCAAUUAGGAUUUUAGGUGAGGAACAGAGCAACCACUCCUUCCUGACUGAACCUACUGGUGAUAACCUCACACGUGAACUGGAAAAGGAGAAAAGACGUCUGACAGGUUUGGAACUGCAUUCCAUUACGCUGAAAGAAUAUUACAAACUUAGACGCAUCCCACGUGGCCUAAGGGUUAAUUUAAGACCCACUAUAUUCAACGACAAUACUGACUUUGCUAAACGCUAUGAACAAAUAGUGAAUAAAUGUUCGUUUGACAUAUUACUUUUGAACAUUGAAUAUUUACAGAAUGCUAUUCCUGAAGUGAUGUCCCGCAUUAAGGCAAUAGAGCUGCAAUUGAAAAAUGCUUUGCGAUCUGAUGAAUACAAGGAAAUGCUUACCAGAACUGAUGAGGCCAUCGCUAAACAUCGGAGAUUGGUGGAGGAGCGAAAGAGAACCAAAUUCCACAGAGAUGCCGAAGAUUACAGAACCGGCAAUAUAUAUCAAUGGAACGCAGCGUCAACUGGUGGAACGCAGCGCAAUAGACGUCGGGACGCACCACGUGAUCACAUGGAUCACAUACAACGGAAGCAACAGCAAGGAAAGAAGCAGCAGCGCUGGAAGACUCCAGAUGAACGUACUCCAGAUACGGCCACAGAGAGUUCCUCUUCUUCUUGUUUUUUAGAUUACAGCCCCCCAAGACACGUCGAGGGCAAAAAAGGCGCAGGGGGCACGAAACAUCAGAAAACGUUUGCAACAGAGACGCGACAACAACCACCCAGGACAGUGAGGAACUCACAGAAACGUCCUUGAAUGAACCUUCUGAGUGCGGGUACCAUCAUCUGCAUAACCCAAGAUUAUUGGGGAGAAAAAUGGGCUGAGUAUGCAGUUAAAGUACCGUGAUUGCGCCUCAGUUUAUUCAUUCAUAUUCUCCCUGAUUGGGAAUUACAAAUUAAUUUUUAUACAUAUAUGCACUUUAAGGUGAUAAUAUUUUCAUAUGUAACUUUUUUACACUUGUGUCAUAAUGUUCAUACUAUUUUUUUGUUUUUGCUAUUUAUGGACUUUUUAUGGAUAUUUUAUUAUAUGGGUGCACAAAAAAUUUCCAAUCAAACAUAAUGGUCUGUGAUUAUUGCACUAAUUAUGUAUGCAGGGUUUGAAUUUUAACCUAUCUCUGAGGAUUCACUAAAUUAUUCACAUGUGUCACUCCAUUAUUCAAAUUUAUCAAUUAAUUAUGUAUAUUAGCAUUGAAUCUUAACCAAUCCGUGAAGGAUCACUACCAUUGUUUCUCCACUCCUCCCUC
Messenger RNA from Xenopus laevis (African clawed frog), 1470 nucleotides. RefSeq lists its product as uncharacterized. The transcript is spliced from 2 exons. The record is from RefSeq and is a predicted model, not a curated record. NCBI's taxonomy places the organism in Eukaryota, Metazoa, Chordata, Amphibia, Anura, Pipidae. Bases 129 to 983 code for a protein of 284 amino acids.